AUGAGGUACUGUGACGAGGAGGAUGAGGAAGAUGAGGAGGGCUACCAUGAAAUCGAUGAGGUUCUACAAUCUUCGCAUAGCGUCUUGACCCUCGUCGACCUGGACGGUCACACUGCGACAAAAGACCUACAGCUUGAAGAAGAAGACAUACUUCAAGAAGACCCCUUUGCGGACAUUCAAGGACGAGAACACUACGAAUGGUACAUGGGUAACUACGGACCAACAGCCACGCACUGGUAUCGUGUUGCGCAAGGCCUCAUCGCCGGUGACACAUCUCGCCCGCAGGUGCAUGCUCCCACAGGCGCAGCCUUCCUGUUUACAGCUCUCGAGGCUAUAUUACCCUGGGCGUGGACCCCCAUGGGAAAGCCAGGCGUGAUGAGUCCCAUCUAUCGGCCGUCUCUAGAUUCAGCGGCGGUGCAGGAAGUAGUCAAGCUUGCACUGCAACGGGAGCGGUACGACAUGUUUGACGAAGCCUUGGCCAAGAGCCCCGAGACGUUGGAACCUGGCCUUUUGGAAUGGUUGAGAGAGUGGAUGAGUGCUGGCGAUUUCAACCUGCGCUUCAAGACUAUCGAGAACGGGCUUAAUUCGGCUGUUGCCUUGAGUUCUCAUCUCAGCGGGCAGUCUGAGGCCAUCACCAAACUGGUCCCCAUCCCUGAUCAGCUCUCGAGUAUCGAGCCUGCUGCGCUCGACUGGGCUCGUCAAAAAGCGCACCUGUGCUUAGAAGCUCCUGCUUCUAUAAAGCAUCCAAGCGGACGAGAUGGGGGGCCCACGGUGGACCUCGCAUUCUACUUUGACGAUCCUUCAGCUUUCCUCUCAGAGACAUAUGUAGUGCAGACCUCUCUUGCAUCAGUCUUCCUCCUUUCGGUAGCUAUGUUGCAGAAAGCCAAGAGAAAACACUAG
This is a messenger RNA of Fusarium falciforme, 900 nucleotides long. RefSeq lists its product as hypothetical. NCBI's taxonomy places the organism in Eukaryota, Fungi, Ascomycota, Sordariomycetes, Hypocreales, Nectriaceae. Bases 1 to 900 code for a protein of 299 amino acids. The record is from RefSeq and is a predicted model, not a curated record. The transcript is spliced from 4 exons.